Molecule: messenger RNA, 642 nt
Organism: Protopolystoma xenopodis
Lineage: Eukaryota; Metazoa; Platyhelminthes; Monogenea; Polystomatidea; Polystomatidae
Source: the annotation of a GenBank genome assembly
AUGCAAGAAAAACAGGUUAGUAUUGGCUCUUUCAAACGAAUUAUCGAGGAACCUCUUACUGCCUUGAUAAAGACUCAUGCAGAAGCGGAAGAGCUCCCUUUGCCCCAAGAAAUUAUUCAUCAUCAAAUGCCAUCAAGUGCAGUCUUAGUGCAAUGUGACAACAUAAAUAACGACAAUUUCCAUAGUAAUGCUAAUCAGAUAUCAUUAAUUAGGAAUGAGUAUUUGGUUGCCCCAUUAUCACCAAAAAUCCUGGCAGAUCUAACAAACCACACAUUUUCUACAUCUGGAAUCGUAGCUGUUUCUGCAGGUCAGACUCAAGAUACAGGUACUAAAGCAGGUCAGAAGAUUUUGUCACUACCAGAUUUACCAGACACAUCGUCAAAAGCGGCCCUCAAUACCGACGAACUUAAUUACUGUUAUCUUACUACAUACCAGAUGCCUAAACCUAGUAAGAAUGUGAUGGGGGUAGCUGCUGAUGGCAGUUCUAUUGCGAUGUUUGAAUCUCAGUUUAAGUCUGAGCUUUUACAACAGCCUUAUCCUGGCUUCUAUCCUCAAGUCUUUCGCUUUCUGAUGCAGACGCAACACCCGCGGGACUGGUGUCUACGACUUAUCACUUGGCCAUAUCCUUUAUGUAUAUUAUAA